AGGAUUAGCGGCUCCCGCGAAGUGGCCGGCUGAGGUGGCCACUGAACUGCGCAUGCGCCAUGUGCCCCUGUGGCGUAGGACCUCGUCCCGUCGCGACUCACCGCAAGGCGGGGCCUGCUGAGGGGCUUCGGCUGUCAGAGUAGACAUGGGGGCCGGCCGCACGGGGGCUGUGCUUGUCGCCCUGGGAGUGCUUAGUGUCUGUGCGGCCAGCGGCUCAAGGCCCGUGGCAGAGGGGGAGACCGGCGGGGAGGUGGAGUGGGCGGAGCCGUGGGACGGCGCAGUUUUCCGGCCUCCCUCCGCGCUGGGCGCAGUGGGGGUGGCGCGCGGUCCGGAGACACCGCGGCCGGGGAGCGGGGAGGCGGUGGACCUGCCGGUGCUGCUAUGGUGGAGCCCAGGGCUGUUUCCUCACUUCCCGGGCGACUCGGAGCGCAUCGAGUGCGCGCGCGGCGCGUGCGUGGCGUCCCGGGACCGACGGGUGCGGGGAGACUCGCGGACGCGCGCACUGCUCUUCUACGGCACCGACUUCCGCGCGUCCGAAGCGCCGCUGCCGCGCUUGGCGCACCAGAGCUGGGCGCUCCUGCACGAGGAGUCGCCCCUCAACAACUUCCUGCUGAGCCAUAGUCCGGGCAUCCGCCUCUUCAAUCUUACCGCCACCUUCAGCCGUCACUCGGACUACCCGCUGCCGCUGCAGUGGCUGCCCGGGACCGCCUAUCUGCGCCGCGCGGCGCCUCCGCUCCCGGAACGCGCGGACUGGCGCCGCCGGGGCUACGCGCCGCUGCUCUAUCUGCAGUCCCACUGCGACGUGCCUGCGGACCGGGACCGCUACGUGCGCGAGCUCAUGCGCUACAUCCCGGUGGACUCAUAUGGGAAAUGCCUGAAGAAUCGGGAGCUGCCCACGCCGCGGCUACAGGACACAGCCACAGCCACCACUGAGGAUCCAGAACUCUUGGCCUUCUUGUCCCGCUAUAAGUUUCAUUUGGCCCUCGAAAAUGCCAUCUGUGACGACUACAUGACGGAAAAACUGUGGCGCCCCAUGCACCUCGGUGCUGUGCCUGUGUACCGCGGCUCUCCCUCUGUGAGGGACUGGGUGCCCAACAAUCACUCCAUCAUCCUCAUUGACGACUUUGAGUCGCCGCAGAAGCUGGCAGAGUUUAUUGACUUUCUGGACAAAAAUGAUGAGGAAUAUAUGAAAUACCUGGCAUACAAGCAACCUGGGGGCAUCACCAACCAGUUCCUUCUGGAUAGUCUGAAGCAGCGGGAGUGGGGAGUGAAUGAUCCUUUACUGCCUAACUACCUUAACGGCUUCGAGUGUUUCGUCUGUGACCACGAACUGGCUCGGCUGGAUGCCGAGAAGGCCCAUGCAGCCUCUCCUCGGGACAUCCCUGUCCCUGAGCCUCAUAUUGCCCAGACCUCACACAUGGACUGCCCAGUGCCCACACCUGGCUUUGGCAGUGUGGAAGAGAUUCCUGAGAAUGACAGCUGGAAGGAGAUGUGGCUGCAAGAUUAUUGGCAAGGCCUGGACCAGGGGGAAGCUCUCACUGCCAUGAUCCACAACAAUGAGACACUGCAGAGGAAAUUUUGGGAUUACCUAACUGAGAUCUUCAUGAAAAGGAACCAAAAUCUCUAAUUACUCUUGCAAGAGUCCUUAACUUG
This is a messenger RNA of Kogia breviceps (pygmy sperm whale), 1653 nucleotides long. RefSeq names its product fucosyltransferase 11 (gene POFUT4). NCBI's taxonomy places the organism in Eukaryota, Metazoa, Chordata, Mammalia, Artiodactyla, Physeteridae. Gene Ontology annotation, molecular function: alpha-(1->3)-fucosyltransferase activity. Gene Ontology annotation, cellular component: Golgi membrane. The record is from RefSeq and is a predicted model, not a curated record.